AGUUGUGUACGUGAUUAAAGUUCGUAACUAGUUCGUUUCUUUACACAAAUUUUAGGUGUAUCAUACUGUGUUGAAAUGUCACGCUUUCAUCUUUACUUAACUGAAGCUCAAGAGAAUGACCUACGCCGAAUCGCUCAAGCUAUUUGUGCUCCUGGUAAAGGAAUUCUAGCAGCUGACGAAAGCACAGCCACGAUGGGUAAAAGGCUUCAACAAAUCGGCGUUGAAAAUAACGAAGAAAAUCGUCGUCUGUACCGGCAGCUACUUUUUAGUGCUGACCAUAAACUGGCCGAAAAUAUCUCUGGAGUAAUAUUAUUUGAAGAGACACUUCAUCAAAAGUCGGACGAUGGAAAGACUCUUCCUACUCUACUGGCCGAACGAAACAUCAUACCAGGAAUAAAGGUUGACAAAGGCGUUGUUCCACUUGCAGGCACAGAUAGUGAGACAACAACUCAGGGUCUUGAUGAUCUUGCUUCACGCUGUGCUGAAUAUUAUAAACUUGGAUGCCGCUUUGCUAAGUGGCGUUGCGUUUUGAAGAUCUCUCCACACACACCAUCAUAUCAAGCUAUGCUCGAAAAUGCCAAUGUACUUGCACGUUAUGCUUCCAUCUGUCAGCAGAAUGGUUUGGUACCAAUCGUUGAACCUGAGGUGCUUCCUGAUGGUGAUCAUGAUUUACUAACUGCUCAAAGAGUAACAGAAGAAGUUUUGGCAUUUGUGUACAAGGCUUUAGCCGAUCAUCAUGUUUAUUUGGAAGGAACGCUUUUAAAAACCCAAUAUGGUCACUGCUGGACAGGCCUGCAAAAAAGCUUACACACCGCAGGAAAAUGCUCUAGCUACUGUGCGAGCCCUUCAGCGCACAGUCCCUCCAGCUGUCCCAGGUAUGAUUUUACCUUUUGGUUAAUUGAUCUUGAACAAGCCACAGUGGACUACAAUCAAAUGUCUUCGUUUUUAAACUCUUCGGUUUUAGGUAUCACAUUUUAUCUGGUGGUCAAUCAGAAUUGGACGCUACUAAAAAUCUGAACGAAAUCAACAAGAUUCCGGGACCAAAGCCAUGGGCACUCACUUUUAGUUUUGGUCGUGCUCUACAGGCUUCAGUUUUAGCCACAUGGAAGGGAAAGAAAGAAAAUGUUCAUGCGGCUCAGGAAGAGCUAUUGAAAUUGGCCAAAGUAAAUAUAUGAGCUUACUGUUACAUCUGUUUAUGUUGGUUUUAAUAAAACUGUUUGGUUUCAUUCCACAUUUAAGUUUGUUUACCCUUUUGAAAGGUAGAAGAAACAUUCAAGUCCUAGAACUACCAACACAUAUAAAUGUUGUUGGGAGUUGAUAAUAGAUUUCAUCAGUACCUUUUGUACCCCUUUUAAUUCAUCAAUAAGAUGAAUUGCUCAAUGUCAACUGCUAAUGUUUUGUUGAAGUCGAUAACUCAUUGUGAUCUUUAAAACAAGAUACAGGAACGCAAAUAAUGCAGAUGACUUCUAAGGGCUUUUUAACAUGUUAUUACAAUGUACAAAUAUUAACAGACGCUUCCGUAUUUUAACUCUUUUAUUUCUGUUAAAAAAUAGUCCAAAUAAACAGGUUUUGUAAAACAUUCUUUACAAGACAUUUCAACUUUGUGUAAGUGUUUUUAACACAUAUUAGUUUAUUAUUAAUGCUCUUACUGAAUACACGAACUAACUUACAAUUAUUUCAAUCUUCUAGGCAAAUGGUGCUGCUGCAGUUGGCAAAUUUGAAGGAAAUAUGGGAACUGCUUUGGGAGACAAAUCAUUAUUCGUUGCUAAUCAUGCUUAUUAAACCAUUAUAUCAUCCAAAUGUUAUCUAAAUUGAAGCCCCUCAAUAUUUAGCACAACUAGUCGACAUCAUAACUAACUAACAUCUUUCUUAUGAUUUAAGAUUAAACCAACUUUCAGAUCAAUUCUGUCUUAUUCUUAUUUUUGUUCUUAAAUAUCGCCAUACGCUACUUUUCUUAAUAAGAACAAUAUUUACUGUUGUACUUCAUAGUAUUAGCUGGUUUAUGAAGUCAUACUAACCAAGUAAAUAUACAUUCUCCCCAU
Molecule: messenger RNA, 2042 nt
Organism: Schistosoma mattheei
Lineage: Eukaryota; Metazoa; Platyhelminthes; Trematoda; Strigeidida; Schistosomatidae
Source: the annotation of a GenBank genome assembly